Oppiella nova is the source of this 900-nucleotide messenger RNA. The record is from the annotation of a GenBank genome assembly. NCBI's taxonomy places the organism in Eukaryota, Metazoa, Arthropoda, Arachnida, Sarcoptiformes, Oppiidae.
AUGCCUCCCACCCCCUCACUGGACGCGCACGUCAUUGAUGGCCAGUUGUGUAAACAAACGGCCAUUGAUUGCAUUGUUGACUCCAUAAGCUUCGGCACGAGGACAAACCCUGGUGAGCAGCUGACGAGGUUCUCCGGCAUGACAUCAGUGGCGGACCACAUGUUCGCCAACCGAUCCUCGUAUCUGAAGACAAUUGAUUUAAGCAAUAAUCGCAUCACUGGUAUCGAGAAGAACGCGUUCGACAACUUGACUCAACUGGAAGUGUUGAGGCUCUCGAAGAAUCGCAUCGCUUCCAUACCCAAAGAGCUGUUCCGCAAACUCACGGCUCUUAAAGAGUUAGAUUUGAGUCGAAACCGAUUGGAGUCGUUGGAGGCGCUGGUGUUCCACGGCUUGGAAUCGCUGGAGAUUCUGAAGCUCCGGAAGAAUGAGUUGACAAACCUGUUCGACGGCUGCUUCUGGGGUCUCAACCGAAUCCAAUCUCUGCAUUUGGAUCACAACAACCUGACGGCCAUCAGGAAGGGCUGGUUAUACGGGUUGUCAUCACUGAACCAACUGAUCCUCAGUCACAACGACAUCCAAGACAUCGACGGCGACGGCUGGGAGUUCUCGAGCAGACUCUGGGAAUUGGAUUUGUCUUACAAUCGGAUCCAUUCCAUCACUAAAGACACGUUGAGUCGAUUGCAUUCAUUACAGUACUUAACACUCCAUCACAACAGCAUUGCAUUCAUCGACGACUCGGCCUUUCGUUUGUUAACGGCUUUAGAAGUAUUAGAUGUGAAUCACAACCAGAUUUCGUGGACUAUAGAGGACUCGAGCGGUUCGUUCGAUGGCUUACAGCGGCUCAAGACGUUGGGUCUGGCCUUCAAUCACAUCAAAGCCAUACCUAAGCGCGCGUUCACU